Capsella rubella is the source of this 2268-nucleotide messenger RNA. RefSeq names its product aspartate--tRNA ligase 2, cytoplasmic. The coding region runs from base 268 to 2091 and encodes 607 amino acids. Gene Ontology annotation, biological process: aspartyl-tRNA aminoacylation. The record is from RefSeq and is a predicted model, not a curated record. Gene Ontology annotation, molecular function: ATP binding; RNA binding; aspartate-tRNA ligase activity. Lineage: Eukaryota; Viridiplantae; Streptophyta; Magnoliopsida; Brassicales; Brassicaceae. The transcript has 10 exons. Gene Ontology annotation, cellular component: cytosol; aminoacyl-tRNA synthetase multienzyme complex; cytoplasm.
UUUAGUAGCAAAUUUCCAUAUUUAAUUUAACUGAAUGAUAAAUAGGAAAAUAAACUUGAAUAAUGGAAAUUUAGGAAAGGGAACCUUAAAAAGUUACACGUCACCAACCUAACCGAAUACAAGUUUAAAAGGGUUUGAAGCUCUGUUUCGCUCCAACUUCCCCCACAAAUUCUAAUCUUUGCUCAUUGACAACGAUCUUGAUUCUAAUCUUUGCACCGCAAAACCCUAAAGCUAAAAGAAAACCAUUGGCGAGUACGUAUCUCUGAGAUGGAGGAGGAGAGACCCUCGAUGUUGCCGUUUAGCACAAGUUUUGAUCCCUCGAAUCCAUUAGAGAGUCUGGAGAAACUCGUUGAAUUUAUUGGGAAAAAUAGUAAUUUUCUGAUCAAAAACAAGGCGGAGAAGGACAUCACCACCGCUGUUACAGCCGCCAUCGCCAAGGAGAGGCUGAGGAGAACAGAGAAGGAGAGUGUCAUCAUGACUUCGAAGUCAGAAACUCAGCCUGAGGAAUCUAAAGAGAAGAUCAGCAAGAAAGCAGCAAAGAAAGAAGCCGCCAAGCUAGAGAAGUUGCGCCGCCGGCAGGAAAAAGAAGAAGAAACCCGUAAGACAGCUUCAAUGUCUGUCGAAGAUGAAGAUGACGAGUACUCCAGUAACUACGGCAACGUGAAUCUUAGCGAGUUACCUGAUCCGAAAGCCAGAAAGUGGAGAGAGGCUGUUGAAGGAAAGGAGUGGACUGAUGUUAGUGAUUUAGUGGGAGAGAUGGUUGGAUCAGAGGUUCUAAUCAGAGGCCGAGUGCACACGAGUCGCUUAUUCUUUGUGUACUUGAGGCAAAGUGGAUCCACGGUGCAGUGCGUGGCCAAACAAAAAAACAUGAUUAGAUUUCUCAAGCAGCUGAGUAAUGAAUCAAUUGUUGAUGUUAUUGGUGUUGUCUCUCUCCCCAAGGAUCCUGUGACCGUAGCCACACAGCAGGUUGAAAUUCAUGUGAGAAAAGUGUACUGCCUCAGCAGAUCCUUGCCACAAUUACCACUUAUUGUGGAGGAUGCUGCCAGAAGUGAAACGGAUAUGCAUUACUUUAAAAAGGAUGGCACACCAGCUGUACGUGCUCGUAUCCUUCAAGACACACGUUUGAAUAAUAGGGUGCUUGACCUCCGAACACCAGCUAAUCAAGCCAUCUUCUCCUUAACGUGCCGAUUCAAAUAUACGUUCGCGGAGCUCCUAGUAUCCGAGGAUUUUAUAGAUAUCAACACACCGAGACUUAUAGGUGGUACAAGUGAAGGAGGUUGUGCUGUAUUUAGCUUUGAUUACAAAGGCCAGCCUGCUUGUCUGGCUCAGUCUCCUCAGCUACAUAAGCAGAUGGCAGUAUGUGGUGAUUUUCAACGCGUCUUUGUGAUAGGUCCUGUUUUCAGGGCAGAAGAUUCGUUCAGUCAUAGACACCUGUGUGAAUUCACUGGUGUUGAUGUAGAGAUGGUGAUUCGAAAAGACUAUACUGAGUUAAUGGACCUGGUGGAGCGCUUAUUUCUGCCUACAUUCACUAAGAUAAACGACAUGUUCUCAAAGGAACUGGAAGCUAUCAAUAAGCAAUAUCCAUUUGAACCUUUGAAGUUUCUACCGAAAACACUUUUGCUAACCUAUGAAGAAGGGAUUCAAAUGCUUAAGGAAGCUGGUAAGGAGGUUGAUCCUUUUGGAGAUUUAAACGCAGACUCUGAGAGAAAACUUGGCCAGCUCAUUCGGGAAAAAUAUAACACAGACUUUUACAUACUGCACCGCUUUCCUCUAGCAGUUAGGCCAUUCUACACCAUGCCAUGUGAAGACGAUCCUCGUUACAGCAAAUCCUUUGAUGUCUUUUUGAGAGGCGAGGAGAUCAUAUCAGGAGGCCAACGUAUCCAUGACCCAGAAUUGUUGGAGAAACGUGCAAGAGAAUGUGGCAUUGAUGUCAAGACACUAUCCACAUACAUCGAUUCAUUCAGGUACGGUGCACCUCCACAUGGUGGAUUCGGAAUGGGGCUGGAGCGAGUGGUCAUGCUCUUCUGUGGACUGGACAACAUCCGUAAAACAUCCCUCUUCCCUCGUGACCCUCAUAGGCUUGCACCUUAAUUAUAAGAGUUUUUAUUCAUUCUGUAGGAUUUGUUAUUCAUAAAUAGAAAAACCAAAGUUAGGGAUUUUUGUGGAUAUCUCUUGAACCUCUCCAUUGUAAUUGGUUCAACCAUUGUUCUACAUCUCCUUUGGGUUUUUUCACAUAAGCAAAUAAAAUUCAAAGCCCACUUAAAUAAA